AUGGCGCCUUCAAGCCCGCCAUUGCCACAGUUCGAGGAGGCCAAGUCCACGACCUCGACGGUUCUGUGGCAGCUCUACCACCAUCGACCGCGUUCUCCACGAGCCAUUGCGCUGUCCGUCCUGACCUUCUUCGUUCUUCUGUACAUGUUGAAUACCUCUUCAAGCCAAUCAGAACCCAACUUCUGGACUAAAUUCCCCUCCCAGCAUCCAUUCCCCGAACGCCCCGAAGAUGCGCAGGUCGCACUCCCUCAACGCAACGAUAUUACCAUCAAUGAUACCCUCCCGCACGACCUAGAAAAGCCAAACCCCCAGCUCCAUAUCCUUCUUCCCGCCCAAAGGUCCUCGCGUGGCUCAUGCCGCACGAUCACCUCAGCCAUGAUCUUAGGAUACCCACCUCCAACAUUGAUCGGCUAUGGGCACGAAGCACACGGGACCACCGAUUUUGAACAAAUGGUCGGUCGGAUGAAACGAACUCUCGCUUACCUAGAGCACUCAAGGACCGUGAAGGAUCGAGACAUCGUGCUCCUUGUCGACUCCGAGGACGUCUUCUUCCAGCUUCCCCCUCAAGUACUGGUUACGCGCUUCCAGAAUAUCCUCCGCAAGAAUAAUAAAGACCUGUUGAGGAAAUAUGGUGUCACCACAGUCAACAGACCCGGUCCAAAAACCGCACCAGCCGUCGUGCAGAAAUACACCCAGCGCGUUCUGUUCGGUGCCAGUAAAAAGUGCCACGGCGCCCACGCAACCGAUCCAGGCUGUGUCUCGAUCCCGGAGUCUUCGUUGCCACCUGAUGUUUAUGGCUGGAAAACUGAUAUUCAUCCCGAUGGGUUCUUGAAUCGACCAAGAUGGCUGAACCCGGGUACCGUCAUCGGGCAAGCGGCCGAUUUGCGAUUGAUCUUCAAAGAAGCUCUACGCAUUAUUGAGCAGCGCCAAAAGAAGAAUGGCGAUGAAGAAGCCUUUACCCAAAUCUACGGGCGUCAAGAAGUCGUCAGAGAGCUAGAGCGUCGCCGUACGGUGAGCCUCUUCAAAGAGUGGGGAUACAAGCUUCUAGGCAUAUCGGAUGCAACCAACAUCUCGACAAUAAACAUCAGGCUGGAGACAGAACAUCGCUAUGAAUAUGGCAUUGGCGUUGAUUUCGAGUCCGAACUUUUCUUCAACCAGCUUCUCUCAGCUGACGAUGUCGAGUGGCUCAAGUACAGCAAUGUCACCAAAACCUCCGCACUCCAAGGAUCCAUGGGCGUGCCUCGAGAGCACCGUCUCCUGCUUCCUACAGAUGUUGCGGCCCUCCCAAACCCCUUCAACUACAGCCUCCUUGCACUCAACCAGACAACAUUGCCCUUAUGGAACAAGACUCUCGAUAAAUUGCCGAACCCAGAGGACCACACUUGGAAUGACAUUCCUCUCAUGACAAAUGCCCAUUCAGCCUCUGUACCGGUCCUCGCGCAUGUGAAUGGUAACACGAAGCUUCGCAACACCUGGUGGGAAAAGAUGUGGUUCUUCCCUUGGGCUCGUGCCCUCCUUCGCCGAUACGUCCGUGCUUCCCAAGGCUUCGACGCCGCCCAGUCUUCUCUCCUAGGCGGUGCCGACUGGUGGGACAUGCGUGGUGGUCGCGGCGGAGUGUGGACUGAUCAUGAGAGCUGGGUCCGCUUUGCAGAUGUCUGUCAAGGCCAAGAACGAGACCUAUUCGAUGAUGACCUCGGUCCUUGGGGCAAGGAGAACGGAGACCCCGACGAGCCCGUCUACAACGAAUGGGGAAAUCUUGUUUAUGGCAAAGAGCCGCCGCAGCUACCGCAGCCGCCACAGCUUAAUGAUAUUAAUGACCACUGGUAA
Molecule: messenger RNA, 1827 nt
Organism: Penicillium chermesinum
Lineage: Eukaryota; Fungi; Ascomycota; Eurotiomycetes; Eurotiales; Aspergillaceae
Product: glycosyltransferase domain-containing protein
Exons: 2
Coding region: 1-1827 (608 amino acids)
Source: RefSeq, a predicted model, not a curated record